AUGAGUUCGGGUGAUGAUUCAUCGCAGGAGGAUGAUUUUCGCUCCGAUGUCCUCGCUGCUGUGGGUAUGACGCCAGGUGGGAGCUCUUCGCUGAGCUUAAUCCAGAACAAGCUGAGACAGGGCGAUCGAUUUUGGGUGCUUCCGGGCGAAAAAAUUCAGAUCGAAGAGACAAAUAUAGGAUAUAUGUCACCAGUGGGUAAAGUGAAUGGACGAGUACUUGUCACAAACUAUCGAUUACGUUUUGAAGCAAAACCAACCUCAGAAAAUCGACAUAGCAAGACAAAUAUAGGAUAUAUGUCACCAGUGGGUAAAGUGAAUGGACGAGUACUUGUUACGAACUAUCGAUUACGCUUUGAAGCAAAACCAACCUCAGAAAAUCGACAUAGCAAGUGCUGUCAAUUCGAUGUGCCACUUGGAUGCAUUUCACGUGUGGAAAAAGUUGGUUAUUCAACUGUAAGCCGUGGCGAGGAUUCGUACGGCCUGGAAAUCACAUGCAAACCUUUUUUUGCUGUUUUCUACAAGCCGGAAUGGACGAUUGAUGGCUGGAAUAUCUUUGAUACGAUACGUGAAUUCAACCGAAUGCUUGCUGUACCAGCAACAGCUAUUGUGGAGGGUGAAGAUUUUUUGCAAAAAGUUGGCGAAUUCCGAAGCAAACAGAGAAUACCGGUUUUAUCAUGGUUGCAUCCAAUAACGCAAGCUUCAAUAACACGGUCAUCACAACCGAUGGUUGGUGUUACCUCUCGAAAAUCGGCCGAAGACGAACGGUACUGUUCAGCAUCAUAA
This is a messenger RNA of Gongylonema pulchrum, 783 nucleotides long. NCBI's taxonomy places the organism in Eukaryota, Metazoa, Nematoda, Chromadorea, Rhabditida, Gongylonematidae. The record is from the annotation of a GenBank genome assembly.